UUUAUCUACUUAUUCUUAAAAUGAUUUCUGAAUCGCUACAACAAAAAGACAAAGAAAAGAGUGAAAAUAAAAAGAAUAAUAAAAAUAUUGACAACGAGAAGAACAAAAACAACAAAAAUAAUUCUCCAGAGCUUGAAGACAUUUCCUCUUCCUCAUCUUCCUCUUCAAAUGACGAAGCGGAAAAGGAUGAAUUAGAAAUUAGACAACAACAAGAACUUAAAUCUAAUUUAGUCGCUCAUUUUUACAAAUUUCAAGAGGAAUCUGGAAAUCCUGAAAAUCUUUCUCCUGAACUUGGAGGAAACGAUGUGGACAUUUAUCGUUUUUAUAAUGUUGUAAAAUCAAUGGGUGGACAUCGAAGCGUAACAAAAGAAAAUAAAUGGGCAAAAGUUUUGAAAAAAUUGAAAUUAGAUUUAUCUAAAGGAGAUGUUGAUGCUUUACAAGUCAAGAAGACUUACAUGCGUUAUUUUGAGAAAUUCGAGUCUUUUAUGAACAAACUUGGAAACUCCAGUUUAAUUGUAGCUGCUGCUUCAAGUACUUCAACAAGUCAGAGAAAUACCCGAAUUGUUCGCACUAUUGCUACACCUUCACAAUCUAGUGGAGAUAAACAAAGUAAAAGGUCAAGAGGAGGCAAAUCUUCGUCAACCCGCGGUGGAAGUAGUGCAGGGACUUUAAGUCGUUCUCGUUCAACAUCUACAGCUAAAGAUCAUUCUCCUGCUUUUUCAGUUUGUACAAAAUCUUCUGCAAAAUCUUCCAAAAAAUCUUCUGAAGAACCUUUAGAACUUCAACCUUUACAUUUUUCAUUUUCUUCAUCAACAACUUCCUCUUCUACAUCUUAUCAACAUUUCGAGUCACCUACCUCUACAAAUCAACAUAAAAGAACAAUGUCUUUUAAUAUUGGAAUUGAAAAAUAUAAAACAAAAUUUAAUAAAAAAUCGUCUCCAUUAAUUAAACAAAAAAUUGCAAGUGAAGAAAAAAUUGUUGGAAGUAAUUCUUGUGCUGGUAUUGGACAACAUUUUGAUGUUGUUGGAAAAUUAAAAAAACCUUCACUUUUUUAUCAAACCAACAAAAUAAAACCUUCAAAAUCUCAUGAAUCUGUUACUUCAACUAAAUCUAAUUUACCAACUACUUCAGAGACAUUAAAAAGAUCUCUUUCAUCUUUUGUGACAUCAACAAGUAUUCCUGCAACUUCGGGAGGAAAUUCUAAAUUUUUUAUAAAGAAAAGUAGCAUUGAAGGCAAUGCUUGUGAAGUGCAACAACAUGCCCAAAACAUUACAAAAACUUCACCACAAAAUAAUUCCUCACCAAUUAAAACAGAAAUAUUAAAUUCUCCCCAACAACAAAAUAUUACUAAAAUCCCCCAACAACGUGGGAGAAAACCAAAACAUUCAAUAUUUCAACAACAAAUAAAUAAACCACAAAAUGAAAAUGAAAUUGGUUAUUCUAAUGCACAUAUUUUUACUCGUUUUUAUCAAGGGCAGAAAGUUAGUGCUCGUCACCAUUUACGUUUCUACGAUGCCCGAGUAAUUACCGUCAAACAGCCUUCACUUGCUGACAUUGCAAGGACUUUAAACAAUGCUUUUGCUCUCUCCCUUAUUACACAUCAAGGUUCACCUGAAAUUUCAACACUUUCACUUGAAAAUAUGGGACCUGAAUUGAAAGAUGCUUUGCGCAAUUUGUUAAAUUCUACAAAAAUUUUUGUUCACUAUUUGGGAUGGAAUUCUCGAUAUGAUGAAUGGCUUAUGCUUCACAAAAUUCGUGUUGAUGAAAAGGAUGAACGUUUAAGUGCCCAACAAGUAGAAAAUCAUUUAAUUAAAUCUGGUGGCAGUAAUAAUUUGCCGCCUCAAUUACUUGCAGCAGCAUUGGAUUGGUGUGCUAGUCCAGAAGGAAUUCCUUCGCUUGCUUUACUGCCAAGUGCCCAAUCUUCCGAACAACGUCCUCGCCGCCUUUCUUCAUCAGCACUAGCCAAAGUAACAACAACAACCGUUUCUUCUGUUGCAGAUUGUGUCAAUAAUAUACAAAUAGUGCCUAGAAGGCAAAGUACAAGUUGUUCUACCUCUACAUCUUCUACAAUGGAUUAUAGAAGUCCUUUGAAUCCUUUUGCGAAUCAUCACGCUCCUCCUCCUUCUUCUUCAUCCUCCUCUUCCUCUAAUGAUGUGACAUUCAUAGCUCCACUUCCGGCGUCGCAUUCACUUGGAAAAUUUACUAUUCCACAUUUGCCUGUUGUUUCAUCCACAGUUUCUGAGGCACCAUCUACUACGUGUACAACAACAACAAUUUGCUUAACUCCAAAUAAUCAAAUAAGCUUAAACGUUGAACAAUCUCAUAAUGAUGAUAUUAUUGUUAAAAAAGAUGAGGAAAAAGUUGAAGAAGAAAACGAUAAAAAUCGCCAAAAGCAUCAUUUAGCGCCUAAAAAUAUUACUCCUAUAGUUACAAAAGUCAAAACAUUCACUUCAUCGCCUACAAAAAUUCAUUUGCUUUCCAAUAUAAAGGUUUAUUCCAAUGUGACGACUUGCCCUGUAACAACAACUUUUCUUCCCGCAGCAACAACAACUACUACUUCUUCACCAAUUACUCUAACUAAUUCUUCCCUCUCUACUACAACAACAACUUCUACUACUAAUUGCUUCCUUCAACAACAACAAAUUGUCCCACAACAAACUGAUAACAAUCCCCAACAAAAACUUCAACAACAAUUUUUGGUUGAUGAUAACAAAGCCAGUGUUAAUGUUGAAAUAAUUUCUUCUUCCUCCUCUUCAUUAAUAGGGGAGAAAGGUUUACUAGUUGAACCACAACAAUUAUUAUUAAAUUUAACUCCUCAACAAACAACAAUUUUAGAGGAGGAAGUAAAGCCUGAGACAUCCUUUACUGUAAAUAUUUUUUUGGUUUUUAUAAAAUUUUGUAUUUGA
Meloidogyne enterolobii is the source of this 2906-nucleotide messenger RNA. NCBI's taxonomy places the organism in Eukaryota, Metazoa, Nematoda, Chromadorea, Rhabditida, Meloidogynidae. The record is from the annotation of a GenBank genome assembly.